AUGUUUUUCUUUAUUCUCUGUGCAUUUGUGCUUGGAAUUCUGUCUAUUCAAUCCUUUUGUGCAGCGCAAACCCCUUGUUCAGAUGGCCAACAUUGUCCACCACAUUGGCUAUGCUGCGAAGAGGGGUGCUGUGCACCGGCGACUAUAAUACCGAGGCAUACACCAGAGAUUUUUACAAACGAUUGGUAUUUGCAAUGGCAAGUGCUGUUUAUAUUGGGAACGUUAGUUGGCAUCGUGGCGUGUUGUCUAUGGUGCGUGGUUUUCAAACGGACUCGCGGCUUCUACAUGUGCUCUAUGGCUUGCUGUUUUCACCGUAAUACAUCAGAGAGGGACUCGGCUGGUUCCGUCUACCCUCCGCCGCGGUAUAGCCGCUGUGGUUCUUUCCACCAGGCACCGCCACCGUAUUCUGAAGUUACUUCAAAGCCGGAUCUCUAUCCACUUGUAAUAACCUGCAACGAGGGAGAAGGGAAAUCCGGGGGGAACUAUCUUAUGGUGCACUAUUUUAGGAACUACGUUAUUCGAGCCCCAGGCUCACUUUCAGCUACCAGCACAGCCGAGUCACUCAACUCAAGUUAUAUGUGCAACGCAGUCAACGAAGCUAAUACAAUGGUUCCACCACCCUACUCUUGCGCAAGUAGCUACAACGAAUGUAGUAUGGGCUGUGGAAGGUCUAUGUUAAGGUCUCUGACGUCACUGGCUGAACCACGACGGCGGGAGACCUCAAAUAAUGCCACUUUCAGGGAUAACCUGAUCAAUUCUCCUGUACAGCCAAUGGAUCCCUCGUACGAUCUAGACCUCGAGCUUAUAGAUUGUGAGAUGUACUGCGACGGCGGCUGCAAGCCACGGCUUGGAGCGUCCCCCCCUCUUCGGCACACGCAUUCCAACUCGGAGGACACAGUCUUCGAUCACGAAGCGUACGGAAUCCGGCAUUUGUUUCCGUCGCCUGAGGCCGGGGCUUGCGAAUCACCACCACAACCCACAAGCCCAACACAAACUUCGAGAGACUCCACUUUAAGAAGAAUGAGUGAUGACAGGCGUUUAAGACGACUGGAUUUAGGAAAGAAGUCAAGGACACGAAAGUCGAGCUUAUACAUGCCACUAUCAGCUGGGUAUAGCGGGAGAAGUUCAAGAAUCUCGCCUGGAACUAGAAUAUCUUCAAGAUCAGCCCCCGCUACACCGUGCGGGGCGCUGGUACCAAAUCUUUUAAACUUAACUCAAAGGGUGUCCGCGUCGAGACUAAGUUCGCGGUCUUCGAGACUCGAAGAAGAAAACGACCCGUUACUGGCCCCGGACACGGAAACGACUGAACACAAAUUCUGA
This is a messenger RNA of Leptosia nina, 1320 nucleotides long. NCBI's taxonomy places the organism in Eukaryota, Metazoa, Arthropoda, Insecta, Lepidoptera, Pieridae. The record is from the annotation of a GenBank genome assembly.